This is a messenger RNA of Radiomyces spectabilis, 3111 nucleotides long. Its product is annotated as armadillo-type protein. Gene Ontology annotation, molecular function: small GTPase binding. NCBI's taxonomy places the organism in Eukaryota, Fungi, Mucoromycota, Mucoromycetes, Mucorales, Radiomycetaceae. Gene Ontology annotation, biological process: protein import into nucleus. The coding region runs from base 1 to 3111 and encodes 1036 amino acids. The record is from RefSeq and is a predicted model, not a curated record. The transcript is spliced from 16 exons. Gene Ontology annotation, cellular component: cytosol; nuclear envelope.
AUGGAUCAGAACGCCGUCUAUCAACUCUUUGUCGCCACUUACCAUCCCGACCCCAAUGUGCAUAAACAGGCUGAGUUGAACAUUCGAGGUGUGGAGACCCACAAUGGCUUCCUUCCUAUUGUGUUGCAGAUUCUCGCUUCUGAAGAACUGGAAUUAGGCGCUCGUCAAGCCGCGGCCAUUUAUUUUAAAAAUCGGAUCAAUAAGGCGUGGGAUGAGAAAAAAGAUUUAAGCAAUCCAAUCAACGACGAAGACCGACGUACCGUGAAGCAGUCCAUUCUUCAAGCCUUGGUCACCGCCCCCGCAGCCGUGCAGGUUCAACUCACGUCAUCCCUAAACACGAUUCUGGAACAUGAUUUCCCUGAUCAGUGGGGAACAUUUGUGCAAGAAUUGGAUCAGUUUUUGACCUCAUCUGAUAUCCGACUGGCCUACGUAGGAUUGCUGGCUUUGAGAGAAGUCGUGAAAGUGUAUCAAUGGACCUCCAUGGAACGACGCGAACCUCUACAACAGAUUGUUAAAUUGACUUUUAACUCUGUUCAGGCCAUCUGUUCGCGUUUGAUCUCGUCAGAUACUCAGGAAGCCGCGGAAAUAUUAAAGUUGGCGUUGAAGAUUUACCAUUCCAGUAUCCAAGUGGAUAUGCCCAAAUGUCUACAGGAUCCAUCGUCUCUCGUCCCUUGGGGCACUUUGUUCCUGCAACUAGUCGACAAACCAAUUCCAUGGGAAGCUUUGCCGGCUAAUUUGCACGACCGCGAUAAAUUCCAGUGGUGGAAAACCAAAAAGUGGGCUUAUCACUGCCUUAAUCGUUUAUUCAGCAAGUACGGUAAUCCAGCUCUACUUCCUCCCAGUGCGAACAAGUAUACCGGCUUUGCCAAGAACUUUGUCAACAACUUUGCCCCUAAUAUCUUGCGCACGUAUUUGAGACAAGUGGACGCUUGGGUAAAGAAAGAAAUCUGGAUUCCCAGCAAAUGUUUGGCUUUGAUUGCCGCUUUUUUCACAGACAGUAUCAAGCAUAAAAUUACGUGGCAAAUCCUGAAACCUCACGUGGAAUCCUUGGUCGCUCAUUUUAUCUACCCUCAACUGUGCUUUUCUGCCGAAGAUGAGGCGCUGUGGAACGAAGAUCCCGUAGAAUACGUUCACAAGAAAGGAGAUCCUUUGGAAGAUUUCCAUUCACCUCAACUGAGUGCGAGAAACAUGUUGAUGGAUCUUGUGCGCGAUCGUAAAAAGUUCACUUUUAUGGGAAUUCUGGGUUUCAUCAAUAACGUGCUGAACAAGUAUCACGAAACACCCGAAGAACAGAAAAAUGGAAGAGACAAAGAUGGUGCAUUAUGCAUGAUUGGCUGCCUGUCGUACCAGAUUUUGCAGAAGAAAUCUCCCGUAGCGGGCAUGAUGGAACCAUUUUUUGUCACUCACGUUUUCCCCGAGUUCAAAAGUCGAUUCAAUUUCUUGCGAGCCAGAGCAUGUGACAUUUCUCGCCACUUUAGCGACCUGGAUUUUUCGAGCGAACAGAAUCUUGCCACGUUGUACGAGAGUGUUCUUGGCUGCUUGCGUGAUCCGGAAUUACCUGUUAAAAUCCAGGCCGCUUUAGCCCUGCAGCCCAUGAUUCGCCAUGAAAGUGUUCGAGAAGCAAUGGUCCCUCAUUUACCAUUUAUCAUGCAGGAAUUGUUAAACCUGACCAAUGAAAUUGACGUGGAUACAUUGGCGAAUGUGAUGGAAGAAUUUGUCGAAGUGUUUGCCGAACAAUUAACUCCGUUUGCGGUGCAACUGUGCACCCAGCUGCGUGAUACCUUUUUACGAAUCAUGGAGGAUCUUGCUCAAGCGAAUCAUCAACAUUUUGACGAAGCGGGAUCUUUCAACGGAGAUGUGGAUGAGCUAAGCGAUAAAACCAUGGCGGCGAUGGGUGUAUUGAAGACCAUUGGUACCUUGAUCCUCAGUUUGGAAAGCACACCGGAAGUACUGCAACAACUGGAAAACGCGCUUUUGCCGGUGAUUACGUACACCUUGGAAAAUUCCAUCAUUGAUCUGUACGAUGAAAUAUUUGAAAUCAUUGAUUCAUGCACCUUCUCUGCCAAGCGUGUCACGCCCACCAUGUGGAGCGUGUUUCCAUUAAUUUAUCGGGCGUUCAAAACAUCUGGCAUCGAUUACAUUGAAGAAAUGCUUCCACCGCUGGAUAACUAUAUCUCGUACGGUCGAGACAUCUUUGUGGCGGAUCAGAAUAUUCAAACUAUGAUGUUUGAUAUUAUCGAUACCGUUAUGAAGAGUGAUAAUAUGUCCGAACACGAUCGUGUAUGCGCUUGCAAAUUGAUGGAAUCCAUGUUACUGAACUGCCGCGGUCAAAUUGAUAUGCACGUUUCCUCAUUCCUGAAUUUGGCGUUCCAGUACAUUUUUACCGGAUCAAUGAAGUCCGUUGAAUUUAAAGUGCACUGCCUUGAAGUGGUGAUCAAUUGCUUAUACUAUAAUCCCGUGUUAACGUUACGAUUGCUGGAAGAAAAUAGCUGGACUCAAGGAUUCUUUAAUCUAUGGUUCGGCACAUUGGACCGAUUCUCAAGAGUGCACGACAAAAAAUUGGUGAUUGUAGCCUUAUGCAGUCUUUUGGAGGUACCUGCGGAACAGAUGCCUGCGUCUUUGGUUUCCGGAUGGUCUCAUAUCCUUACGAGCAUUGUUCAAAUGUUUCAAACCCUUCCGAAAGCGGUGGAAAAUCGUGAAAAUCUGGAGAGAAUCUAUGGCGAUGGAUUUGAUGAAAGUGAUUUAGCCGAUGAGCUCAGCGGCUAUGAUGGCAGUAGUAUAGGAGACGACGAUACGGAGGACAAUGGGGACGAAGACGUUGAAGACGAGGACAAUGAGUAUCUGGAAUAUCUGGCACAGCAAGCCUCUAAUCAAUCAGGUGAUUCUGAUUUCGAUGAAGAGGAAGAGAUUGAAGAAGAGAUCCUGUUUGAAUCACCUUUGGAUGAGAUUAAUCCGUAUGUCCGAUUUGAGGAAGUUUUCCGCGGAUUGCAACAACACAGUCCAGAGUCUUAUGCGGUGUUGACCAAAGACCUGAACAAUGAACAACAAAAUUGUAUUAUGCUGGUGUUGUCAGAAGCAGAGCAACAGCGCCAGCAAUUGGCAACACUGUAA